ACUCCAUUACCCAGAACCCCCACGUGCACAUGUUUUCUUUUUUCCGGAUGUAGCAUCACAUGAAUUGACUGUCAACAUGCAAGAUGGCUACGCAUCACAGACAAAAUGCUGCUGGGCGGAGGAAAGUGCAGGUAUCGUACGUUAUUAGAGACGAAGUGGAGAAGUAUAAUCGAAAUGGGGUGAACGCCCUCCAGCUAGACCCUGCUCUGAACCGGCUCUUCACCGCCGGGAGAGACUCCAUCAUCCGGAUAUGGAGCGUCUACCAGCACAAACAGGAUCCUUACAUUGCCUCCAUGGAGCAUCACACAGAUUGGGUGAAUGAUAUAGUUCUCUGUUGCAAUGGAAAAACAUUGAUAUCAGCUUCAUCUGAUACAACGGUCAAAGUGUGGAAUGCACAUAAAGGGUUUUGCAUGUCAACAUUACGGACACACAAGGAUUAUGUAAAAGCUUUGGCGUACGCUAAGGACAAGGAGCUGGUGGCGUCAGCUGGUCUGGACCGGCAGAUCUUUCUUUGGGAUGUAAACACACUAACAGCGCUCACAGCUUCCAACAACACUGUCACCACGUCGUCGCUGAGUGGGAACAAGGACUCGAUCUACAGCCUAGCUAUGAACCAGAUGGGUACAGUUAUUGUUUCUGGAUCCACUGAAAAGGUUUUGAGAGUGUGGGAUCCUCGAACUUGUGCAAAACUAAUGAAGCUAAAAGGUCACUCAGACAACGUCAAGUCGUUGCUGCUGAAUCGAGAUGGCACUCAGUGCCUAUCUGGUAGCUCGGACGGGACCAUCCGCUUGUGGUCACUUGGCCAGCAGAGGUGUAUUGCCACCUACCGUGUGCACGACGAGGGGGUGUGGGCCCUGCAGGUCAAUGAAGCUUUUACACAUGUUUAUUCUGGAGGCAGAGACAAAAAGAUUUACUGCACUGACCUGCGUAACCCAGACAUCAGAGUGCUCAUCUGUGAGGAGAAGGCUCCGGUGCUCAAAAUGGAACUGGACAGAACCACUGACCCACCUCCAGCGAUCUGGGUUUCCACCACCAAGUCAUCUGUCAAUAAAUGGUCUCUAAAAGGAAUGCACAACUUCAGAUCAUCAGGAGAGUACGACAACGACUGCACCACCCCUCUGACUCCACUGUGUACUCAACCAGAACAAGUCAUCAAGGGAGGGGCCAGCAUUAUACAGUGCCACAUUCUGAAUGACAAGAGGCACAUCCUCACCAAAGACACUAACAACAACGUGGCAUUUUGGGACGUGCUAAAGGCUUGUAAAGGUGAAGAUUUGGGCAAAGUGGAGUUUGAUGAAGAAAUUAAAAAGCGCUUCAAGAUGGUCUACGUGCCAAACUGGUUCUCGGUUGACCUGAAAACUGGGAUGCUGACCAUCACCUUGGAUGAGAGUGACUGCUUUGCCGCCUGGGUGUCAGCAAAAGAUGCAGGGUUUUCAAGUUCUGAUGGAUCCGACCCAAAGUUGAACCUCGGUGGAUUGCUGCUCCAAGCUCUGCUGGAGUUCUGGCCCAGAACUCGUAUCAACCCAAUGGAUGAGGAGGAGAAUGAGGUGAACCACGUGAACGGAGAGCAGGAGAACCGGGUGCAGAAAGGAAACGGAUAUUUCCAGGUUCCUCCUCACACACCAGUCAUCUUUGGAGAAGCAGGAGGGAGAACUCUAUUUAGGCUGCUAUGUAGAGAUUCAGGUGGAGAGACUGAGUCGAUGCUGCUGAAUGAGACGGUCCCACAGUGGGUCAUUGAUAUAACUGUAGAUAAAAAUAUGCCCAAGUUCAACAAAAUUCCAUUCUACCUCCAGCCCCAUUCUUCCUCUGGUGCAAAAACGCUAAAAAAGGACCGCCUCUCGGCCAGUGACAUGCUGCAGGUUAGGAAGGUGAUGGAGCACGUCUACGAGAAGAUCAUUAACCUGGACAACGAGUCGCAGACCACCAGCUCCUCGGCCAACGAUAAACCCGGAGAACAGGAGAAGGAGGAGGACAUGGCCAUGCUAGCUGAGGAGAAGAUUGAGCUAAUGUGUCAAGACCAGGUUCUAGACCCCAACAUGGACCUGCGGACAGUUAAACAUUUUAUCUGGAAGAGUGGAGGGGACUUGACACUUCACUAUAGGCAGAAGUCCACAUGAAAGUCGUCAUUUUUACAUCCAGAACUUUGUCAUUUGCCAAUCGCCACCCACCUCCGACAUGUAGUUCCCUAAACCCCAUUGUGUGGUCCAGAGUCGAUGAAAACCAGUAAACUUGUGAGGACAUGAUUCAUGAUGUAUCAUAGGGAAGUGACCUGAGCACUUUGGCACAGCCAACCCACUCCUGGGAAGAAGGUGGUCCAUGUUGGUUCGGCACCAGUUUGAGGAACAAAUGGUUUCCAGUUUUCAGCCACCUUUUGUUUUUUUUAGAUCGUUGCUCGAUUGGCGACUGAAAGUUUGGUCUGUGUCUGAGUGUUUAUGCACAUGGAUGCAGUAGACUGACCUAGUACAUUCCAGAAACGGUCCUUUUGCACUGACCUCAGCAGAAUCACCUCUGUAGGAGUACACCUGGUCUCUGGGUAGCACCCCCCCAAACUCCCGCGCCGUUGCAGACUUCCCCUCGGUCCAGACUCCUAGUCAUCACAGAACCUCGCUGACAGACACGUGUCUCUUUUUGUUUUAGCUCUUCCGUUCUUCAUGGAGUGAAUGUCCUUUUUUGUAAAUAUAUCUUCAACAUUUUUGGUUCAAAUGUAUUUUUUAUUUGAUUUUUUUUUGUUGUUGUACAGUUUCCAUAAAAAACCAACUGUUCUUUUUCUAAAUUUAAAGAGCACAUUUCAUGGUCGUGAAGGCAGCUUGACUUGGUUGAUGAGAACUGCAUUUGUUGAACUUGCUAGAAAUUGCAGCUCGCCCUGGAAAAUACCAUCCAUCCAAGUGGAGUUAGCGUCAGCAAGUCCCGUGUGAGGGAUCGACGGUGAAGGACAACUCGUGCUUUCGUGCUGUGUGGCUCACGGUGACUGCGAGGGUUGUUCCUUGUGUACGUGUCAUUUAGAUUUAUUAAGAGUUAAAUAUGAUGAGACGGAGACUCUUGAGCAUCCAGCCACUGUGGGGAGCUCACCAAAGUGAAAUCAUCGAUAACAGACGUCUUUCUCACUGAUGCAAAUGUUUUCUCUUUAAAUUUUCUGGAGUAAAUUUUGCCAUGACACACGUAUGUUUGUAUGUGUGUGAGAGAGACGCCAUAAUGAGAACGCCUAGAGUGAGCUGGCCAAAACGAUGGGGUGUGUAAAACAAUUAGGCCAUACUGCUGCACUAUUCCUUGUUUUAAUAAUUUGUCAAAUAUGUAUAUUUUAGACAUUUAAGGAGCUGGAAUGGUCUUCAGAGUGACAUCUGUAGGGAUUAUAAUGGAUGUUGUAAUGUGUCCGGAUGACAAGCGUGAAAUAAAAACAAGGGACACUUUU
Messenger RNA from Nothobranchius furzeri (turquoise killifish), 3409 nucleotides. Its product is annotated as WD repeat-containing protein 48. Lineage: Eukaryota; Metazoa; Chordata; Actinopteri; Cyprinodontiformes; Nothobranchiidae. Gene Ontology annotation, biological process: double-strand break repair via homologous recombination. The record is from RefSeq and is a predicted model, not a curated record. Gene Ontology annotation, molecular function: ubiquitin binding.